AUGGCCGUUCUCGCUAUCCCCUCCAUUGGCUGGCAGCCCCAGCCCACGUCGCAUUCUGACCGCUGGCCCCUCAACAAGACGCUUCCCAUAUUAAAGUUGCCACCGGAGCUUCGCCACAUCAUCUGGGAGUUCGCCCUCCCGGCACCGCGCAUCUACGAGGUCCUUGAUGGCCCCGAAGCCAAACAAAAGACGCCGGCUGUCGACGGUCUCUUUUUUGCCAAUGUCCGUUAUGAACCCCCGCCGAUACUGGCGGCCGUCUGCCUCGAGACCAGGGCCUUUACCUUGCGCCGUUUUCGGGCCCUCACCUUGUCCGGGAUCACCAAAUAUGUCGAUCUCAGUCGCGACAUUAUCCUCCUCGAGCCAUAUUUGUUGGUCAAAAGGCUCCUCCGGACGCUGCAGUUCCUCAUCCAGGUCCCCCUGGUGCGAAACAACCUCACGUGCCUCGCCCUUGGCACAUCCUACGGCAUGAACACGAGGUUAACCCAUCCAGUCCUCGGCAAAGAGGUGUUGGAGACCAACAUCGGCGUCCUGCUGUCGCGCCUCUCCAAGUUGCCAAAGCUUAAAAGGCUUCUAUUCAUCGUCCAUCAGGAGUUUCAGUUCGAAUGGGACUUGUCUACUGCAGAGCCACAGCUGCCACCACUAUUUCUGCUCAGGAGUAUUCCUCCGGGAUCGCAUGAUGCACAUCGAGGCUUCCGAUUCAAGCCUGCUUAUGACCUGCACAGCAACAACUAUUUCUUGCGUUCCAGAGGGCAGCAAAUGCAUCUCUCGAGACGAAACACCCUGGCAAAGCCACAAUCAGACGCGAGGCGCUGCCGGCUGUUGAAGGUGCCUGUCUGCUGUGGCGCUACCAAUCUCAGCAUUCCCGAGCACAUGACGAUUCGAUUUUAG
Verticillium dahliae VdLs.17 is the source of this 888-nucleotide messenger RNA. RefSeq lists its product as uncharacterized. The record is from RefSeq and is a predicted model, not a curated record. NCBI's taxonomy places the organism in Eukaryota, Fungi, Ascomycota, Sordariomycetes, Glomerellales, Plectosphaerellaceae. Bases 1 to 888 code for a protein of 295 amino acids. The transcript has 2 exons.